This is a messenger RNA of Oenanthe melanoleuca, 1046 nucleotides long. RefSeq names its product C-C motif chemokine 7-like. The transcript is spliced from 3 exons. The coding region runs from base 644 to 925 and encodes 93 amino acids. Gene Ontology annotation, molecular function: chemokine activity; CCR chemokine receptor binding. Gene Ontology annotation, cellular component: extracellular region. Gene Ontology annotation, biological process: cellular response to type II interferon; cellular response to tumor necrosis factor; positive regulation of ERK1 and ERK2 cascade. The record is from RefSeq and is a predicted model, not a curated record. NCBI's taxonomy places the organism in Eukaryota, Metazoa, Chordata, Aves, Passeriformes, Muscicapidae.
UGGAGCCUCAGCCAGGUCCCUGUGAGGAUGUCCAGGGUGAAUGGGGCCAAACCAAACCCAUGAGGGUUUUGGGGAGGCACCAGAGGGACAACGAGCCUGGGAGGAGAGGGUUUCCUGUGCUCCUCAUCCACCAUCCUAAAUUCUAUCAGCAGGGGAUCUCAGGGAUGCCUGAGGCAGCCCAAAAUGCCAGGAAUGCCACCAGGAAAUGUGACAGUGGCAGAGCCACCACGAUGAGGACAAACCCAGCCACCAGCCAGCCACCCAGCCCGGGGCAAGGAGAGGCCUCACAGCCAAUGGCAAGGGCUGAUCUCUGCACAGGAACUGGCAAGUGUGAGCAUCAUCCUGUGCUGGCUGCUGGUGGCCACAACCCAGCCCAAAAUAGACUCCCAGCCCCAGCAGCACCACUGCUCCCACACUUUCCAGCACCCCCGGGUGCCACACUGGCCCAAGGGGCUGCCAGGAGGAAUUUCCCUUCACCUCUCACCCCUCAGGGGGAGAUCCAAGCGGUUCUUUCCACGGGGAGAGUCAUGGAAAGGCUGGCAGGGGUUGUUAUAAAUGCCACUGCUGCAGGCAGGAGGGCAGCCAGCUCUUGGUGGCCUCAGUGCAAUCAGAGCUGCAGGUGCUGCCAGAGCCUUGGUUUGACAUGAAGAUCUCAGCCCUGCUCCUCCUGCUGCUGGCAGCUGCCUGGGUUGGAAGCCAGGGGAUGUCCUUCCGCUCCAGGUCCCGCUGCUGCUCCAGGGAAAUGUUCAGCACCCGGAAAAUCCCGGAGCUCCUGAUCCGGGGCUACCAGCACACAGACCCCAGCUGCAGCCACAGGGCUGUUCUGGUGAAGCUGCAGAAAGGGAUGGUCUGUGUGGACCCAGAAAAGAAAUGGUUCCAGGAGUUCCUAAGGAAGCAGAAGCAGCCAAACAGCACCUCCAGGUGAAGCUGCCUUCCCCAGAAGCUCUAUUUAUUUGUAUCUCAGGAUUCCUGUGUGUUUCUGUAAGGAGCUGGCUCCAUCCCCUCCCCUGCCCCACUCACGGACUCAAUAAACCCUCCUGUGCUCA